Messenger RNA from Chara braunii, 8592 nucleotides. The record is from the annotation of a GenBank genome assembly. Lineage: Eukaryota; Viridiplantae; Streptophyta; Charophyceae; Charales; Characeae.
CGUGGCGGAAGGGAGGGCGGCGGAAAGUCAGCGCAAACGUCCGCGAGAGCGCGGGGAGAGCGGGGCGGCCGGUGUAGCACGACGACAAUAAAGCGCAUUGCCUCCUCCUGUGGUAGCUGCUGCUGCGUCAGGGAGAGCGUUGUGAAUGACACGUGGCGGUACCUGUGUGGAUAAGACAAGAUUCACCUGGCAAGAUUUGCGAUACCGACCGGCGGAGCUGGCGUUGCCGCGAGCGCCCGCGGGUGUUUCGCAGGGCUGGGCCCGCGCCGGCGCGGCAAGGCUCGGCGGCGGGCCGCGGGCGGCGAGUGAAUUGGGCGAGGAGAAGGAGAAGGAGGGGGAGGUAGAGGACGAGGAGAAGGAAGACGAACGGCAGCUGGAUAUACUGUUUUCUAUAUUGGGAGGAACUGCCGCACUGGAAGCACUGCCAAGUCAGAAACAGUCCUUAAUGGUGGGCACCAUGAGGAAAAAGUGGGAAAAUCAGGCGCGAGGAGGGGACGACCAGCAAGUGGAAAGCAGCGGGCUUUCGGCUAGAGGCACGGGCGACGAGCCGGGAGUGAGUAGCGGGUCGAGGUCAGCGCAAGAGAGAUCAAGUGAGGAGGUGUCAGGAGGAGAGCAAGACCAAAAUGCAAACUCAUCAGAGCCUCCGCGGAAGAAGCGGUAUCAUCGCCACACUCUGCAACAGAGGGAAGAGAUGGAAAUAGUCCCCCAGUUCGAUGGUAAGGCCUCUGAACUCCAGGCCUGGAUCACCACAGCCGAGGAGCAACUUCGGUACCAUGGGGUAAACAUGGACUUGUGGCCUACGGAGAUGUCAGCCCGCUUCAUCGGUCGAGCGGCUUCCAUUUGGCGCGACUUUCUCGCCCUUUGUACUCAGCAAGGCGUUCACGCGAGUAUGACGUACACGGAGUUUCGUGAUUUUCUCCAGCAGUACUUCUCUCGCCCGACGCCUACCCGUGACCCGAUCACACGGAUCUCUGAGAUCAGAUGGCUUGGUGGCAACAAUGCCUUAGAGUCGCACAUCACCGCAUUCCACCGCGUUCGCGCCCAGAUCCCGCCCUCCCUUAUAGCUGACGACGCUUUGGUCCAGCGUUUCCGUGCCGGGUUACCCCAACCCUUCCAGCUUCAGAUGCUGGCAUACACUGUCCAUACCCUCCCCGAGGCCUUCAACAUUGCCAGGGCCAUCCAGCUCACCUAUGCACCUCUUGUGAGCUCCACAUCUGGGCCUGGUGCCGCACCCCCCGCUUCAUCAUCUGCCCCUGGCACAUCUCGCCCCCGCCAGUUCUCCACGUCUCACCGAGGUCCCCGUCGAGUUCCUGGACGUGCCUUCUUCUACCGUGUCCAGACUAUGCUCCGCGAGUCGUUGAGCGCUGAGGAGGGUACUAUCGAGUCUCACGAUGGAGAGUGUCCGGUUGCUUAUCUAUCUCGACAGCUACUUCCCGCUGAGCAUAACUAUACUGCAGACGAGCGUGAGGUCCUUGCGCUGGUCUACGCUGUUAAGAAGUGGCGUCAUCAUUUGCACGGUCAUACUUUCACCGUUUUGACGGACAACUCUGUCCUUGCCGCCUUCCAGACGAAGCCUAAGCUCAUUUCUCGCCAGGCUCGUUGGUGGCGUGACCUCUCGGAGUUCUACUUCACCAUCAAGAAGAUCUCUGGCGAAAGCAAUCGUGUUGCAGAUGCCUUAUCCCGCCGCCUAGACCUUCAGUGCGAGGAUCGUCAGCUAUCUGCUAUCUCAGCUCCCACCAUCCACCCCGCCUUUCUAGAUGAGUAUCGCCGCGCAUACACCCAAUGCCCUGAGUUUCAGUCCAUCUACGCUGACCUACAGGCUGGCAAGUUCGUCCCUAACUUCCAGCUUGAUCCCUCUGGACUCCUAUAUUGGCUUGGUCGCCAAGGUACUCGUACUCCCCGCUUAUGCGUGCCCUCUACUGGCCAGCUCCGUGUUCGGGCCGUCGCUGAGUGUCAUGACCAGCGCGCCACCGGUCAUCUCGGUGUCUUCCAGACACUUGACCGCCUCUACCGCCAUUACUACUGGGAGCACCGCCGUCCUUUCACUAAGGAGUACGUUCGCACCUGCAGGAUCUACCAGGAGGCCAACAUUCCCAACCACCCCCCCUACGGUCUUCUUCAGCCCUUACCCAUUCCUACUCAACGUUUGACGUCUGUCUCCAUGGACUUCGUCGGUCCUCUUCGUCCCCCUACCCCUCGAGGCCACGAUGCUAUCUUCGUCAUUGUAUGGCAGUUGACUAAGCAUGCUCACUUCCUCCCAUGCAAGUAUGUUAGUUCAGCCAAAGACAUCGCCUCCCUAUACUUCAACCGUAUUGCCAUCCAUCACGGUCUUCCCACCAGCAUCGUCUCUAAUCGCGAUCCCCGUUUUUCUUCUCGUUUCUGGCGUGGACUCCAUGAGAUCUAUGGCUUCGAGCUCCGCCUCUCCUCCUCCUAUCACCCCCAGUCAGAUGGACAGACCGAGGUCACCAACAAAACUCUUGGGAGUAUCCUCAAGAAGUUUGUUGAGAAUGACUCUGAUUGGGAUCUGCAUCUUGCUCACGCAGAGACUGCUUAUAACCAUGCUAUUUUCCCUGCCACUGGCAUGUCUCCCUACUAUUGUGACUUGGGAUACCAUCCCCGUGUCCCAUCCGACCUUCUUCGUCCAUCUCAGAUCCAUCCCGACACCAAAUGCCCUGCCCUCGAUGACUGGGUAAAGGAGAUGGAUGCGCUCCUUAGCAAGGCUCGCGAGAGCAUUGCUCACUCCCAGACUCGCACGGCCACUCGCGCUAACCGCUCUCGCAUCGACCAUCCCUUCAAAGUUGGCGACGAGCCUAUGAGCGACGUGGAGGACACCGGAGAGGACGACCGCAGGACCUUACGAUCGGUUAGAGGACCGGUAUCCCAUGUGUCUUUAGGACCGGAGGGUGAUAGGGAACUGUUCCGCCGACAAAGGGAAAGGAGAGCUAGAGCAGCCGAGGCCAGCAGGGCAUUUGCUAGUGAGGCCAGUGCUAUAGCAGCCAUGGCUACCACAACCAUGAGCACGUCUGCGCAGCAGACUUCCCAAGCCGGAAGUUCAGGAACCGCCGGGUCCACGGUCCUGCAGACCGUGAGUCAGUCCACUGGCUUAAUGGCAAGCCAGCCCGCGGUGUUGUCCCCAGAGGAUGUCGCCAUCCAGCAGGCAGCCCUGCAAGAGGCACAGCUACAGCAGGCAUUAGGAAAGAUAAAAAGGGAGAAAAAGAUAAUGAUUAGAAGAAGAGCCAGGAUGCAACAGAGAGGGGAAGACAUAGAGGAGUUAGAGACGAUGGACCUGACGCAUAUGAAUGAAGAUGUGAAGUUAGUUAGGAGGGCCCUGCUAGGCGUAAUUGAGAUGCAGGAGCAUCAAACUACCCUCCUUGUGGACAUUCAACAAAGCCUAGCCGUGUUGGCAGGUCGUACUCAGGCAGCACCAUCACCAGCAGGGCCUGGUGCCUGGCCCGUGCCAUAUCCUCCUCUUUCUGUUCCACCGGUGACUGGGGUAUCCCCAUAUGUAGCCCCUUCAUCAGUUGUUAUCGUUUCCCUGGGCAUGCCUCUGUCAGGAGGGUUAACAGCAGGGAGUAGUUUGCAGGUUCUUGUUCAGACAGUGUUUACUCCAAGUCCGUCACAGGUUGCAGUCACCACGCAGCCUGCUGUCUCACAGUCAGUGCAACCUCAGGGCACACAGCCCCAGCAGCUAGCACAACAACCUGUAUCGUCGGGUCCACAACCCGGGUUGGUGCAAGGACCGGGACAAAGUCAGUGGGUACCGAAGACGGCCAUCGCCGCUCCCAAACCCUUUACAGGGGACAAGAGAGGCGAAGAUCUCGACACAUGGUUGAGGGCAGUGCCGCUCUAUGUCAAGUGUAAACUCACCUUGCCACACGAAGAAGUGCUUGUGGCUGCUUCCUACCUGGAGGGUAGUGCAGCAAGAUGGUCGAGUGGGUUAGUGCAACUCCAGGGGUACGGUCAUGACUUCCACUUUUGGGCAGCCUCUCAAAAAUUGGAGGACUUCCUGAAAAUGGUGGAAGACAGGUGGCAUGAUCCGCAGGAGGCUCAAAAGGCCACUGAUGCGAUCCUGACACUGCACACUCGACAGUUUAAGUCAGUAAGGGAUGCCACCGACGCUGUAGAGCGUUUGAUUUGUGUUCCAGGGGUACGCUAUGACCCCCAGAGGAGGGAGAGGUCGGGAUUAGGGAGGGAGAGUUGGGACGAUGUCGGGGUCGGGAUGGGAUGGGAGUCGGGAGGUCGGGAUGGGAGACGGGUUGGGACGCGGCCGGCGGAGCAAAGGGAGAGAGGGAGAGGUUGGGACGGGGAGAUCGGGAUGGGAGGUCGGGAUGGGAGACGCGAACAGAGGAGGGAGACGUCGGGAUCAGGGAGCGAGAGUUGGAACGAUGUCGAGGUCUCGGGGGCAGGAAGGAGAGGGGGAGAGAGGUCGAGACGGGAAGGAAGGGAAGGUGGCAGGGAGAGGUCGGGAUCAGGGAGGGAGAGUUGGGACGAUGUCGAGGUCGGGAUGGGAUGGGAGUCGGGAGGUCCGGAUGGGAGACGGGUUGGGACGCGGUCGGAGCAAAGGGAGAGAGUUUUUUUUUUUUGUCGCGCAAGGUCGCGGUCGGGAUGGGGGACGGGAACGGAGAAGGGAAAGGUCGGGAUCAGGUCGGGAGGUCGCAGUCAGGGGAGCAAGGAGAGAGAGGGAGAGAGAGGGACGAGGAGGUCGGGAUGGGAGGUCGGGACCGGGAGGUCGGGAUGGGAGMCGCGAACAGAGGAGGGAGAGGUCGGGAUUAGGGAGGGAGAGUUGGGACGAUGUCGUGGUCGGGAUGGGAUGGGAGUCGGGAGGUCGGGAUCGGAAAUGAGUUGGGAUGCGGUCGGGGGAGCAAGUGGAGAGAGGAAGAGGUCGGGACGAGGAGAUCGGGAUGGGAGAGGAGGGAGAGAUGGGGAUCAGGGAGCGAGAGUUGGGAUGAUGUCGGGGGAAGGAAGGAGAGGGGGAGAGAGUUCGAGACGGGAAGGAAGGGAAGGUGGCAGGUCGCGACGGGGAGGUGAGGGAGAGGUCGGGAUCAGGUCGGGAGGUUGGGAUGGGAGACGGGUUGGGACGUGGUCGGGGGAGCAAGGGGAGAGAGGGAAAGGUCGGGACGUGGAGGUCAGGAUGGGAGGUAGGGACUGGGAGGUCGCGCUCCGAUACGCGAGAGGUCGGGAUCAAGUCGGGAGGUCGGGAUGGGAGACGGGUUGGGAAAGGGAGAAGGAAAAGGUCGGGACGAGGUUGGGAUGGGAUGCGAGUCGGGAUAGAGGAGGAGGGAGGAGGAAUCUAGGAAUGGGAGACAACUCGGGACAAUGUCGGGAUCGGGGGAGCAAGGGGAGAGAGGAAGAGGUCAGGACGGGGAGGUCAGGAUGGGAGGUCGGGACCGAGAGAUCGGGAUGGGAGACGCGAACAAAGGAGGGACAGGUCGGGAUCAGGGAGGGAGAGUUGGGACGAUGUCGGGGGAAGGAAGGAGAGGGAAAGAGAGGUCGAGACCAGAAGAAACCCGUAUGGUUGCUUGCCAUACGGAUGUUUUGUGUCCGUGAUUUGCUGGUUCCUCAUGUUUUAUCAUUCAAGCAAAGUGUCGCGUUUAACUGCUGGAUGGAGAUGUUCCCUUGCAUUGUCAAGUCGUCAGUGGUUAUAGAGAUCUUAUCCCCCGGGUCAGCGAAUGGAAAUCGAGAUGGAGCAUUGCAAUUGAUGUCUGCAGAGACACAAAUUCUCUCUCCUCUGGUUCAGACACGGAAAGCCACCUUUCUGCGCUACUGCAAACAGCUUCCUGAAGGCUAUUGGGGUAUUGUGGACUUCUCGACAGAUGGUUACGGCAACAAUCCAUCGACAGGAAGACUGGAAAGGGUGUACAGAAGACCUUCAGGAUGCAUUAUUCAGGAUGAUGGCAGUCGGUGUUCAAAGGCACCAAUUACGCAAAGCAUCUUCCAGGCACCAAGUUCGCAAAGCAACAAUGUGAUGCUCAUUGUGCAAGAGAGCUCGUGGGACGAUUUCUGUUCAAUGGUCGUUUAUGCGCCUGUGGACACCCCAGCGAUGACUCUGGUGAUGGGUGGAGGGAAUCCAGACUUCGUUGCGCUUCUGCCGUCGGGGUUUGCGAUUAUACCAGACGGACUGCCGGACCUGGGAUCGCCAGGGGGGGGGAUAUUGAAUGCUGGGCUUGGACUAGGGCUGGGGGGACCCAGGCUUGGAGUGGUCGGACUUGGAGGGCAAGCAAUGAGGAACGGAGGUGUUGGUCUGGGGAUGAGGGGGAUGACGAAACCAACGGCUCUCCGCAGGGGUUCGCUGCUCACAAUUGCAUUCCAGAUCCUGGUCAGCAACGCGCCUCAGGAAAAACUUUCAUUUUCUUCCAUCACGACAGUGAGCGGCCUGAUUUCUUGCACUGUGGCCAAGAUCAAAGCAGCCCUUGAGGGUCCACAAGAGUCGUGACCAAUUGUGUGUGUGUGUGUGUGUGUGUGUGCGUUGCAGAGUUUGCACACCACGUAAUCGAGCUGGGUUAAUCAAUCUGAUUCUGGUAUUUCACUCACUCUUCCUUCAGAACGGAUCCUUCGUUUGUCGGACUGAUGUGGUGUUCUCCGCAGAUUCUGAACUUAUCAGUGAGUUCUCCCAUCCACUCCGUGAAGGUUCCACUUCUUUCAAGUUGGCCGGUUUGUUAAGACCUGAAGCCCAUUUUGCACACAUUCAAGUUUUUAGAUGUCAUGGCCGCAAGCUGUUACCUGGAAGCCAUUGCCCCCAAUGCAUCCUGCCGACUGCGAGUCCUUUGUGCCCAGUCCAAAGUACUAAGUACUUAGUACUCGAUUGAGUUCCGUACGGCGUACGGCGUACUUGCUUGGUGCCGAGUGUUUACUCGGUACUUUCUCCUCUGCUGUAUCGCUUACUUCUCCGUGUUUACUCGGUAGAGUCGGUACUCUCUCCUCUGCUGCAUUGCUUUCACACAUUCACUCAAUUUUAUGCUUGCUUAACGCCUCAAAUACCGGAUCACGACCUCGGCCGAAACACUCAUUGCUCUGUACUUAGCUGUCAAUACAGUAACUAUGCAUUGUUGAGCAGGUACUUUGUGUUUACUUUGUAUUCUGUGCUACUUUUAUACUUCGUACUUUGUACUUUGUACUACCUUGUACUUUGUACUUCGUACUUGGUAGAUAUGAGCACUCACUGCUCUCUUACUUCCUCACUCGCUCACUCUCUCACUCGCUCGCUGAUUCCACAGUUCCCCUCUUUAUGUUUCUCCGGGAAUCCCAUAAACUGUCUCCUCUCCUCAUCUCCCUUAGUUACCAAGCAACCGAUCUUUUUUGUUGUUUUUCUGAAGGGAAAAUUUUCGAUGUGGCCCUGAAAUUUUGAUUUUUUUGCGAUGUGCCCCUCCGACGGUCGACUUACCCCAUUGCGCCCCUGCCAGAGGCCUCUGACCUUUCCAGCAUGCCCCUGUGGCCGUCGGUGGCACUUGCAGGCUGCAGCCAUUCGGCCCAUUCCCCUGCAGUGGCCCUAGGAAGGGAGCUACGGGGCAUAGUACUGGAAAUUUGGAACCGGUACCGGUAGGGUCAUAUUGAACAUAUUUCGGGCCCGAACAAUGCCAGGGUUUUUUUGGAAACUUCAAUCGUUGUUGGAGGGGCGGAACAGGGAAGUACUGGUGGUUUAAGGGUCCAACUUUUGCCCCACGGGCCAUGGGCAGUGAGGCUUAGUGCUCGUCAAUGGGAUGAGUUUUAGUAGUACCCAGGACCUGGUUUUCAGGCCUCCUGAGCUGUGUUUCAAGUAUGGGGUUUGUACGUGUCGUGAGGGGUUUUAGUUGCAUCCUUAUGGGAAGCUUACCUGUAUAUAGACUUCAGAGCUUAGGGUCAGGUUAAGGCUCCAUAAUUGGGAUCAUGGGGGGUUGUUUGCUAAGGGACCUGGCUGCAAGUUCACAUUGCAACCGGUUUGCCGUGAUUAGGGUUUAAGGUGCUCGCAUCAAUUAUGGCGAUCUCCCGAUCUGCCGCUCUGCCGCGCUACCACUCUGCGUCACCCCCUCUUUUCUCCCCAUCCUCUCCAAACACUUCCACACCCACCUCACAUGCCCUCCAUUUUCUAGCGUCAGUGAGUUGAUCUUCCCCUUCUAUUUCUGGUCUGUCCACUGCCACUUCCACCACCCAUUUAUGGGUGCAUACUACAUGUACCCACUGACAGAAAAUCUAGCCUAGCUCAUGUGUACGUUGUCCUUUCCAUGCAGUGUGACUACUGCUGCCAUAGUAGGAACAGCAGAGUGUGCUGGCAAGCCUUACGUGUUGCUCAUCUUUAUACUAGACUAAGACUAGAUGAUUCUAGAAAAAUAGUUGUUCUUUUGUCUCCAUUUUUGUGUACUUUCCACUCCUCGAGAGGAGUAACGCAACGACGGCAACGUGCACUGACUCUAGUGGUGGAAGUUUGACCCUAGUGUUGAAAGUUUGACUCUGGUGGUGAAAGUUUGACCCUAGUGUUAGAAAGUUUGACCCCACUGUUGAAAGUUUGACCCUAGUGUUUAAGGUUUGACCCUAGUGUUUAAAGUUUGACCCUAGUGUCUAAAAUUAGACCCUCGCAGGACGAUUGCAAUUGCCACUCAAUGAAUCAGAUUGUGAAUC